AUGUCUGUAGUCGAGUACGAGGCAAAGUUCACUGAAUUAGCAAGAUUUGCUCUUCAUAUAGUGGACACAGACUACAAGAAAGCCCGCAAAUUUGAGGGAGGAUUGAACUUAGACAUAUUUGAUCGAGUUGGUAUACUAAAGUUGCCAACAUAUGUGCAAGUUCUUGAUAGAUCUUUAAUGGCGGAAGCCACCCUAGCCGCUAUGAAGCAAAGUAAGGCCCCAGCAGCAACAACAAUUGAUUGGAGAGGAAAAAGGUCUAGGUAUGGUAUCAAAAAAGGCCGUUCUCAUGUAAGUAAGAAGCAGAAUACAAGGUCUACAAGCAGCUCGAGUCAGAGCAGUGGGUCUAUUCCAGUUUGUCCUGAUUGUGGAAGAAGGCAUAGAGGUGUAUGUUACCGAGCAUCCGGUGCUUGUUUCCGAUGUGGCAAGACAGGUCAUGUAGUGAAAGAUUGCCCACUUGGGUCUGAGAAUGCCAUCCGUCCUAUGAUGAGUUCAGCUGGGUCCGCUUCUAUAGUUAAAACAAAUGCAAAGACUAAUACUGGGAAAGAACCUCUGAGACAAGGUCGAGUGUUUGCCUUAGUGCCUGGUGACGUACAGAACACUGAAACCGUGGUGUCAAGUAUACUCCCUAUAUGUUCUCAAAAUACAUGUGUACUGAUAGAUUAUGGUUCUACACAUUCCUUUGUAUCGCAUACUUUCUCUCAGAAAUUAACUAGAUCACUAGAACUUAUGACAUGUGUGUUAUCUGUAUCUACACCGUCUAGGGGUUCUAUGAUAUAUGCUUAUGUUUAUCCGGCAUGUGAUAUUAUGAUUGGUGAUAUGACAUUGUAUGUUGACUUGUUGCCCUUAAACAUUGAUCAUUUUGAUUGUAUUCUGGGUAUGGACUGGUUGACCAAGUACUGUGCUACUAUUGACUAUGCAAGAAGGGAUGUAGGGGUUACUUGUGUUGUAUAUUGA
Camellia sinensis is the source of this 954-nucleotide messenger RNA. Lineage: Eukaryota; Viridiplantae; Streptophyta; Magnoliopsida; Ericales; Theaceae. The record is from RefSeq and is a predicted model, not a curated record.